Messenger RNA from Microstroma glucosiphilum, 516 nucleotides. RefSeq names its product peptidyl-tRNA hydrolase II. Gene Ontology annotation, cellular component: cytosol; mitochondrion. Gene Ontology annotation, molecular function: peptidyl-tRNA hydrolase activity. Lineage: Eukaryota; Fungi; Basidiomycota; Exobasidiomycetes; Microstromatales; Microstromataceae. The coding region runs from base 1 to 516 and encodes 171 amino acids. The transcript has 2 exons. The record is from RefSeq and is a predicted model, not a curated record.
AUGCUGCGCCCUUCCGCUCGUCUGCUCAAGGCAGCAUCAGCAUCAGCAGCAGGAGCAGCAGGAGCAGGAGCAGGAGCAGCGACGGCUGUCCAACGGGGAGUCGUGACUGCGCCAGCAUCAGCGGCUACCAGCGCGCACCGCAUCGUCCUCCUAGUGCGGGACGAUCUGAAGAUGGACCGCGGGAAGAUCGCGGUGCAAUGCUCACACGCUGCUCUUCUCCUCUACACACUUCCCUCCUCUUCUACUGCUUCUCUGACUAGUCCCCUCUCUCGAGACGUCGCGCGCUGGCGCUCCGCCUGGCAAGCUGAAGGACACCCUGCUCUUCCCCUCCGGAUACCGGACUUGCAUAGCAUGCAUGCGCUUGCGCUCGAGGCGCAGCAGAGGGGUGUACCGACGGCGAUUGUCAGGGAUGCGGGGAGGACGCAGGUGCAGAGGGGGAGCGAGACUGUGCUGGGGAUUGGACCGGCGGAGGGGAGGGUGAUGGACGAGAUUUGUGGUCACCUGGAUCCGCUCUGA